Molecule: messenger RNA, 948 nt
Organism: Pelobates fuscus (common spadefoot toad)
Lineage: Eukaryota; Metazoa; Chordata; Amphibia; Anura; Pelobatidae
Gene: TRAPPC2L
Product: trafficking protein particle complex subunit 2L
Exons: 5
Coding region: 45-464 (139 amino acids)
Biological process (GO): endoplasmic reticulum to Golgi vesicle-mediated transport
Cellular component (GO): cytoplasm; nucleus; TRAPP complex
Source: RefSeq, a predicted model, not a curated record
CGUGACACGCAGUCACGUGACGGCGUACCAGGAAAAGGACCAAUAUGGCGGUGUGUGUGGCUGUUAUUGCUAAAGAGAAUUAUCCACUAUACAUACGAAGUAUUCCUACCGAAAAUGAGUUAAAAUUCCAUUACACUGUACAUACCUCCUUGGACGUGGUGGAUGAAAAAAUUUCAGCCAUGGGGAAGGCACUGGUGGACCAGAGGGAACUUUACCUGGGACUCCUUUACCCAACAGAAGACUACAAGGUAUAUGGAUAUGUUACCAACUCAAAAGUCAAAUUUGUCAUGGUUGUUGAUUCCUCAAACACUGGUCUGAGAGACAAUGAGAUCCGUAGUAUGUUCCGCAAACUCCAUAAUUCCUACACAGAUGUAAUGUGUAAUCCGUUUUACAAUCCAGGAGACCCCAUCCAGUCAAGGGCCUUCGAUAAUGCAGUUACGUCCAUGAUGAUGCCAGUGUGCUAAGCCUGAUCUGAGGACCCUCCAUGUUUUUAUUAUUUAUGUAUGUCUAUGAGAAACACGUUGGGGACAGAAUGGAACCUGUAAAUAAAUUGUGUGGACAAAACACAGAUUGUGGAUGUCUCUACAGUGGGACACUAAAUUAUUCCUCAUCACCUAGUUCUACAUUUUGACAGCCCAGCCGGGUGUAUGAAUGGCACAUGUUUUUGUCGUGCUGAACUGGAUCCAAAUACACUGCAAAAGGGUUUUGUUUUGGGGUUGUUUUUUGUUCACCACUCCUCCCUCCAUGCAUGCCUGGUAACAAGUUGGAGUACUAGCAUAGCCCAAGCCCUGGGCCACAUGUGACCCUAUGCACACACCAAGAAGAUCACUCUUUGUUUUUUUCUUUCUUCAUCCACAUAUUGUAUGCUAAAUAGCUAAACAACCAUGCAUGUAUAGGAGAUAUGGCUAGGAACCACUUAGGCUCACGAUCUAAAAUUGUAUUGCUGCU